Messenger RNA from Schistocerca gregaria, 378 nucleotides. RefSeq names its product myc-associated zinc finger protein-like. Bases 1 to 378 code for a protein of 125 amino acids. The transcript is spliced from 2 exons. The record is from RefSeq and is a predicted model, not a curated record. Lineage: Eukaryota; Metazoa; Arthropoda; Insecta; Orthoptera; Acrididae.
AUGUCGCUGCAGCGUCAGCGGCCGCGUCCAGCGCCCCCGGCCGCGGCAGCGCCAGCGCCUCCGCCGGCCACGUCGGCGCGCCGGCAGUGCCUGGUGUGGGCGCCUGCAGCGAGUCUCGCGCCCGCCGUCGCCCGGAGAAGCAGCAGCAGCAGCCGCAGCCACAGCGCCGCCGCCGACUGCCCGCCGCGACAACCACCUGGCGCCGCCGCCGCCGCCGCCGCCGCCGCCAGCGCGCACCACUGCCGCCGCAAGGACAAGUACUCGCCGCCCCCGCAGCCGCCGCCCUCCGCCUCUCCGCGACACUCCACAGCGCAGGUACCGGCGUCCCGGCUGCUAACAAGUGUGUCGCCUACUAACGCAACGUUAUCGCUGGUGUGA